This is a messenger RNA of Cryptotermes secundus, 3376 nucleotides long. RefSeq names its product protein Aster-B. The transcript is spliced from 16 exons. The record is from RefSeq and is a predicted model, not a curated record. The coding region runs from base 335 to 2731 and encodes 798 amino acids. Gene Ontology annotation, cellular component: endoplasmic reticulum membrane; plasma membrane; endoplasmic reticulum-plasma membrane contact site. Gene Ontology annotation, molecular function: sterol transfer activity; sterol binding. Gene Ontology annotation, biological process: intracellular sterol transport. Lineage: Eukaryota; Metazoa; Arthropoda; Insecta; Blattodea; Kalotermitidae.
UAGGAGGUACACGAGUAUGUUCAUUUUAGUACAUAGAUGUAGACAGUGCUGUGAUUAUCUGUAAGAUGGCAGAAUAAUUUAGUAAGGUUGAACGUAGGCAAUUACGAUAGAAAGAUUAUAUUCCCGAUGAAACCCGAUAUACGGAAAUACGAUUUCACCUAAUUAUGUAGGCAUGAAUCCGAGCUAAAUAGCUGCCCAUUAUUUUUACAGUAACUAUGAAGUGUGUUUGAAAGCCAAGGAGGAAUAUCUCCCUAGAGUUCAAAGUUCUGUCCAGGCGACUAUACUAUGAACGACAUUGAAGUUCAGUGUACUGCAGCUGGAUUAAUGGUGGUCUAUGGGGGGAGUGAGAGAGCAGAGAAAAAUGGAGGACCCUCGCAAGCGAUCCAUCAUGCGUAAGUCUGUGGAGAACCUGCUGAUUUCUAGUCAUGAUGUGAUCGGAAGUAGCAUCAGCCCUUCUCUCACAUUUGGGGCCAUGACUUUACCAACCAACUGUCCCCAGGGACAUGUAGCAAACUCUCUGGAAAUACGGUCACCAAGCCCAAGUGCAAGUCCACAAUCCAGUCCACGUCCAUCCCCACGGCAGCAUCACAAGCGAGACCAUUCCAAAGGGGAAAUAUCUGUUGGAAGUUGCAAAGACUGCUCUCCCCCGGAUAGAUAUGAUACAGUAGAGGACAGUCUGAGUCGGUCGUCUGGCUCGAGUCACAUUCAUGAGUUGAGCCGAAGCAUAAGCCAUGAGGGUCCCAGCAAGGAACGUGCCAAGGAAUCAGCUCGUAGUUCUGACCGCACCAAGAAGAAGUCAUCAUGGUAUAAUGUUUUGUAUCCAACGUAUAAAUCACGGAGUGAGGACUUCAAGAGAAUUUUCAAGGAUGUUCCACUAGACGAAAGACUUAUUGUAGAUUAUUCAUGUGCUUUACAAAAGGAUAUUCUGGUCCAUGGGAGACUGUAUGCCUCACAAAACUACCUCUGUUUUUAUGCUAACAUCUUCCGUUGGGAAACAUUAGUGUCAUUGAGGUGGAAAGAUGUCACUGCAAUAACCAAAGAAAAGACAGCUUUAGUUAUACCAAAUGCAAUAUUGGUGUGCACAGAAGGCGAGAAGCUUUUCUUCACUUCAUUUGGUGCGAGGGAUAAGACAUACCUUAUGCUGUUCAGGGUCUGGCAGAAUGCAUUGAUGGAUAAGCAAAUGUCAAUGCAGGAGAUGUGGCAAUGGGUUCACACAUGCUACGGAGAUGAAUUGGGCCUGACCAGUGAUGAUGAUGAUUACAUUCCACCAGCUAAUGAGGAGGACAAACUUUCUGGCAUCAACGUGCGUUUGUCUGUAGAUUCCUUCUUAGAGCAGGAAAGUUGCAGUAUGGCAGAGUCUCACAUGGAGACCGUAAACACAGAGGAGCGUCAGAAUGAUGCAUUGUCUUCGAGUACAGUUACAACUAGCGUGUCAGUUCAUUCCACAUCAUGCCAGGAGUCAUACAGUGGUACCACAUUGCAUUCCAUAUCUCACAGAGAAUCUACAGGACAUGAACAGAUCUCGUUACAAGUUCCUAUCUCUGAGACACUUCCCACUGACAUGAGUGAUACAACUGAGUCCGAUGCUGAGAAACAUGUUCCAACAGGUUCAUCCAAGACACUAGUUUGCACAUCACCUCACGAAGGACGUAGGCUAAUUCGAUGCAUCGUUCCAAUCCAUAUUGAUCUGCUGUUUACGAUGCUAUUCACAAAUUCCAAGUUCUUUCUAGACUUCCACAGUGUUAGAAGAACAACUGAUAUGUCUCACACUGCUUGGCAGCAGGAUCCCCAGAGUGGUACAAAACAGCGAGUCGUGAACUAUACCAUUCCCCUCAGCCAGUCAGUUGGACCCAAGUCCUCCCAAGUAACAGAGACCCAGGUAAUGCUACCCUGUAGCAAACCAGGUGAGCUGUAUGCAGUUGAUGCCAAUUCUGUCAAUGCAGGAGUUCCAUAUGCAGACUCAUUUCUUAUAAGCACUCAUUAUUGUAUUUCUCGAACUUCUGAAACGAAGUCAUGUCUCGCCGUCUACGCCCAAGUGAAGUUCAGGAAAUCUAUGUGGGGUUUGGUGAAAAGUCUUAUUGAAAAGAACACUUGGUCUGGUUUGGAAGAUUUUUAUGCACAUCUAGAGAGGGCUCUGCUGGAAGAAGGAACCCAGUUACCUGUCACCAAGAAGAAAACCCGACGGCGGAGAAGGCUUCUGUCUGUGGGUCCUACUGGAUCUGAGGAACCAAAACACCGAAUUAGUAGGCCUGCUUCAAGAUUUCCAUUACCUGAAUUACGUAGUCCUGCAGACACCCUAAGUUGCAUUGUUCUUGCGAUUCUCCUUUUUCUCGUUCUUCUCAACGCACUUCUCUAUUACAAGCUUUGGGCACUGGAAGAGUGGGCACAGGAUUCCAGUGAUAGCUUUAAUGUUAUGGAUCUGCAGGUUCUCAGGCAUCCCCCAAAAUCCCACGACGAGUGGCUACGCUUGCUGCAGCAGCAAGAAGCACUUCACAAUAUGGAACUGCAAAAAUGGCAGAAAGUACUGCAGGCCGCUGUGCAGCUCUUGAGACAGACAGAAGAGUCACUUAGUGAGCUGCAAAUUGCCAUUAACCCUGUGGUGAGUAAGAAGGUGCUGUCGGUCCUGAAGGAUGCAUUCACGGAGGAGGCAGCUAAAGCUGAAGUGGAGCCAGUAACACCGCAGGCAGAUGUAGAUCAGUUAAAGGUACCUGACCCCGAGGGAGAACUUUAAUUAUUGUUUGUAAAAUGUGUGAUCAUCUUGCCUGUAGGAUAAGUGGCUCAGGAUACAUACCCAGCAGUAUUGCAUAGCGGAAAGUAUUAGUUUCGGUAUCUGCUGUGGGUUACAGAUACAUUGUAAAGUAUGUCGUUUGAGCCCACUGUAUGAAAUAUAUGUAAAUUAAUAAAUAUUAAAUUAUGUGAAAAGAAUUGGAUGGUCAAAUAUAGUUUAAUAAGUUCUAUUUCCUCUACCCCUUCCCGACUCCUGUGUUGACAUAUCUCACUGUUUCACAUGCAGACUUAAGCUCUUAGGUUAUAUUGAUAUGACAAUUUUUUUUUAUUCAGCUGCCAUCUCUUUUUGAAAAUUGAAACUCUCUGCUUAUGUACAGGUCUUGUUUUAGUGUAACCAUUGGCAUUUGAGUUGUAGAAGAAUAUUGUGAUAUGUUUGUUUUAUUCUAGAUAAUUUAAGAAAAAUUUGGAAAUAUGUCACUAUCAAGAAGUGACGGACAAAAUACUUCAGGUAGAGGGAUAACAGAGAAGGAAUUAACAGCAGUUUAUCAUAUACUGACACCUAAUAUUAUUACCAGCUGGUCACGGUAGCCGAGUGGUCAAAGGCAUGUACUGUCUUCACUCGCUUGGAAGCUGGGAUCAUGGGUUCAAC